AUGGCAAAAAGUUGUGGUGGCUUGCCAAUAUCCAUUGUGGUGCUUGCAAGAAUUCUAGCAAAUAAGGAUAAGUCACACCGAGAAUGGUCCAAGGUUAUGGAUCAUGUCAACUUAUAUCUCACUCGACCAGAAACACAGGUACUUGAUAUAGUACUUAAACUCAGUUAUGAUAGCUUGCCUUCAAGAUUGAGGCCAUGCUUUCCAUAUUUUGGUAUGUUUCCUGAAGACUACGAGAUUCCUAUUAGAAGCUUAAUCCAAUUAUGGGUAGCUGAAGGAUUCAUUCGUCAUAGUGAUCCCAUAAUUGUAGAGGAUGUUGCCAAGGACUGCGUGGAUGAGCUCAUUGAUCGUAGCUUAAUCCAAGUAGGGAGACGGAGAAGCGAUGGGGGCAUCAAGACAUGUCGGAUCCAUGAUUCGCUAAGAGAACUCUGCAUAUCUGAGAGCAUGGAGGAGAAGCUUUUUGAAGUUUGUAGGGAUACAGACAUUUUGAAGCAAAGCAAGCCCAGUAGGCUAUCCAUUCAAUGUAAUAUGUUUGAUUAUUUUGCUUCAAGCAACAAAGACCAUUCAAGCACUCGUUCUAUGCUUUGCUUUGACGACAACUCCCACUACCUUUUUGAUUCAAGUGAGUCAAAAAGGUUUUUGAAAUGUUUACAACUUGUUCGAGUGUUGGAUCUAUCAAGUUCCAACCACAAUAAGAUCCCUGCCAACUUAGGCAUGUUCAUUCAUCUAAAAAUAGAACUAGACCAUGUUGUUGAUGGACGUAUUCUAAUUGUGAUUCCUCAAUUCAUAUGCAAUCUUUGGAAUCUAGAAACUUUGGACUUAGGGCGUGGGCUACUAUAUGACGGGGAGGUGUCCUUUCCCAUUGGAAUUUGGAAGCUCAAGAGACUGAGGCAUCUUCAUACCCCUGCAUUUAUUAUUUUACCAGAGUUUCCAGAUGUGAAAGGCCAAACCAUGUGGAAUCUACAAACUCUAUCUCAUGUUGGCAUAAACAAAAAGUCAGCUAUUAUGUCUCUAAUAGGGAGAGGCGUAUUCCCAAAACUUAGGAGAUUGGGUUUGCGUUUUUCCGAGGAUGACACGCAUAAACAAGGGGUUGGUCAAGUGUGGGAAAACCUUGCAAACCUAAAUUAUCUGAAUGCAUUGAAGAUUUAUGACUUUCCUGAUAUUCCAUCAUCUGUCAAUGCCUUUCUUUCCAACCUUACAGAGCUAACAGUCUCAAGCACCAACUUAAAUAGUGAUGUCAUGAGCAUUUUGGGAAGUCUUGCGAAUCUCAGAAUUUUGAGACUAUAUUUUUGUAAGGUUGGAAAACGGUGGGAGGGAGCUGGCGGAGCUUCGUUGUAUUAA
Messenger RNA from Neltuma alba, 1338 nucleotides. Its product is annotated as putative late blight resistance protein homolog R1A-10. NCBI's taxonomy places the organism in Eukaryota, Viridiplantae, Streptophyta, Magnoliopsida, Fabales, Fabaceae. The transcript has a single exon. The record is from RefSeq and is a predicted model, not a curated record. Bases 1 to 1338 code for a protein of 445 amino acids. Gene Ontology annotation, biological process: defense response to other organism.